Molecule: messenger RNA, 822 nt
Organism: Antrostomus carolinensis (chuck-will's-widow)
Lineage: Eukaryota; Metazoa; Chordata; Aves; Caprimulgiformes; Caprimulgidae
Gene: CRADD
Product: CARD and death domain containing adaptor protein
Exons: 3
Coding region: 1-600 (199 amino acids)
Biological process (GO): positive regulation of apoptotic signaling pathway; cellular response to mechanical stimulus
Cellular component (GO): cytoplasm
Molecular function (GO): protease binding; death domain binding
Source: RefSeq, a predicted model, not a curated record
AUGGAUGCUAGAGACAAGCAGCUUUUACGCUCCCUGCGUCUGGAGCUCUGCACAGAGGUGCUGGUGGAUGGAAUUGUUAUUCAGUAUCUCUACCAAGAAGGGAUUCUCACAGACAGCCAUGUUCAAGAAAUAAAAUCUCAAACCACCAGUCAGAGGAAAACCAUGAUGCUCCUUGAUAUUCUCCCCACCAGAGGACCCAAGGCUUUUGAUGUGUUCUUGGAUUCUUUACAGGAGUUCCCAUGGGUUAAAGACAAGCUGGUGGUGAAGCGUAAGGAAAUAACAGUGCCAGAUCCUGCAGGCGAUGCCGUAACUGAAAUUGCACCAUGUAUUUUGAAGACUUCACCAACAGAUCAGCAGCUGAACAAGCUUGCAAGGAGACUGGGACCCGAAUGGGAGCAUAUAGUUCUGUGCUUGGGUUUGUCCCACACUGACAUCUAUCGAUGUAAAGUCAAUCACCCUCACAACCUGCAGUCACAGAUUGUAGCUGCCUUUGUCCUGUGGAGACAGCGUUUGGGGAGAAGAGCAACAAUCCAAAGUCUGCAAGCCAGUCUGAUGGCAGAAGAAGUGGAUCCUUCUGUGCUACAGUACAUGCUUGAGUGAAGCCUUGCUAUUGAUUGGGAGCUUGCAAGUACAUUGUUAGAUUAAUUAAGGAGUAUUCACUGAAAUGUAUGUUGGAGAUCUGACACCUCAAACUGGAAAAAAUGGGAUUGGGAACUGUGGUUUUAUUAAGCUGAAACAUUCCAAUUUUCUGUGGUAUCUUGUGACUUGUAAUUCUUUUCAUGUCAGAUUAAUUUUUAGCAGGCAUUAAAAAGUGGAUCACUC